Heterobasidion irregulare TC 32-1 is the source of this 645-nucleotide messenger RNA. RefSeq lists its product as uncharacterized. The coding region runs from base 1 to 645 and encodes 214 amino acids. NCBI's taxonomy places the organism in Eukaryota, Fungi, Basidiomycota, Agaricomycetes, Russulales, Bondarzewiaceae. The transcript has a single exon. The record is from RefSeq and is a predicted model, not a curated record.
AUGGCCAAGGUUGUUCCCUGGAACGGCACAAUUACAUCUGAGCACGACAAAGCUCUCUCGUCAGGACAUGGCAUAAAUACAGGAUCGCCCCCUCAUAAGUCUGAGUCUGGUUCCAGGAGCCCUGCCAAUGUCAACCGCACUAUGACCAAGCUAGCGCUCGCCUCUCGAGCCGCGUCACAGUUCAAGUCUCCCUUUGGAGGAUCGAGCAAUCCGCAACCGCGCACCAUCAUCCUGCCGACUGCAAAGAUCCAGUCCCUCGAACGCCAAGUCACGACCCUCAGACGCGCAGUGAAGAUUAAGCGGGAUGGCGAUGAAGAGAAGCUUAAAGAGUUAACGUGGAAGUGGACUGAGGUCGGAAGAGAAGCAGCCUAUGAACUUUGGGGAGUCGUCCGAGACUUUUCCCAGGAAGAUGUAGGUGUCGACAAGCAAAAAACUGGGGAAUGGGGGUGGGGCUGGGACGAGAAGGAGAGUGGUAAGGUCAACACGGCCGAAGAGAUUCUUCAAGACGGUGGAGCGGGAUCGGGCGAAGUUGUGGAAGAAAAGGAGAAGGAAGAAGAAACAAUCGGCCUCAUGUUGAGGAGGAUCGGGAUCACGCCAGAGACGCUUGGAUGGAGCGCGGAAGUUGAAGACUUCGUGGACAACUGA